This is a messenger RNA of Penicilliopsis zonata CBS 506.65, 1668 nucleotides long. RefSeq lists its product as hypothetical. The coding region runs from base 19 to 1668 and encodes 549 amino acids. NCBI's taxonomy places the organism in Eukaryota, Fungi, Ascomycota, Eurotiomycetes, Eurotiales, Aspergillaceae. Gene Ontology annotation, molecular function: transmembrane transporter activity. The transcript has 6 exons. Gene Ontology annotation, biological process: transmembrane transport. The record is from RefSeq and is a predicted model, not a curated record.
UUAACAAUACGUCUUGAAAUGGCUGAACAUCAACCCCCUCCCGAAAACACCCAAAUGAAGCCUCUUCUUUCCCCAGAAGAUAUGAUGGAGAAGAAAACAUCAGUGCAGGAAGAGGAGGAUGUGAACGAGGAAUCUCCUCCCCCCGCGCUGGUAGGACGGAAUCUCGGGCUUCUCACAGCGGGGCUCUGUCUCUGUGUGUUCCUUUCUGCCCUCGACAUCACCAUUGUCAGCACAUCACUGACAAGCAUUUCGAAUGACCUGGACGCCUUUGAAGAAAGCAGCUGGAUUGUAUCGAGCUAUCUGGCAACAUAUUUCAGCUUCCUCAUUAUAUGGGCCAAGCUGAGCGACUUCUUCGGCCGCAAGCGAAUGCUCAUCGGCGCCGUCGUGCUCUUUCUGGCCUUUUCGGGGGCGUGUGGUGGAACAAAGGCCCCCAUGGCACUUAUUGUCUGCCGUGCCUUUCAAGGGAUUGGAGGCGCCGGGAUCUUCAGUAUGGUGCCUAUCAUCGUGGCGGAAAUGGUCGAGCCAGCACGAUACGGCGCAUACAACGGGAUCAUCUCUCUCGCCAUCGCGUUCAGCUUUCUAUUAGGCCCACUGUUUGGGGGAGCCAUCAGCGACGGCACGACCUGGCACUGGAUCUUCUGGAUCAACCUCCCCGUCAGCGUGGUGGCCCUGGCGCUCGUCUUUGUCUCCAUGCCCGCUGAAUUUGGUCUAUCCAAGCCACGAGACAGGAACGUCCCGAUCCUCAAUCGCAUCGACUAUCCGGGUUUCUUUAUGCUCCUUGCCUCGUGUGUCUUGGUCAUCGUCGCCAUCGAGGAGGCCGGCAUCUCCUAUGCGUGGGACUCGGCUCUCGUCAUCGCCUGUCUGGUCAUCGCGGGAAUCCUCUUCCUUCUCUUUAUAGCCUGGCAGUGGUAUCUCGAUCACACCCAGUCCCAGCGGGAACCUAUCUUCCCUUGGCAGUUUGUCAAGACGCGAGUGUUGAUGGGAAUAUACCUUAAUGCACUACUUUCUGGCGUCCCCUUUGUCACUCUGGUCAUUGAACUCCCCCUCCGCUUCAUGAGCAUCAACGGUAAAUCCGGGCUCGACUCGGGCAUCGCCAUCCUGCCAUUCACCUUGGCUCUGGCCUUUGGAUCGGCCAUCACCGGCUCGAUCACAAGCAAAGGUCGCGUCCCAGUCAUUGCGGUCCUCUUCGCCGCCACCCUCUUCCAAAUCCUCGGCAUGGGACUUCUCUACUCGGUUGCAGUGACGGCGCAUCUUCCAGCGAGUAUUUACGGGUAUCAGUUCCUCGCUGGACUGGGCACGGGUCUCAGCUUGACCACUCUUCUCAACGUUGUUCCCUCUGUCGUGGAUCGGCGCGUUCUAGCCGUUGCCAUGGGAGGAGUCACGCAAUUGCGCAUUCUAGGCGGCGCUCUGGGAACAUCAAUCGCAACAAAUCUAUUGAAUACCACGGCGAAAAGCCGUCUGGCAACUGAAUUACCCGCCGACACACUUGCGCGCAUCCUCAAAGACGUCUCGUUAGUCCAGACCCUCUCGUCGGCCGAUCAGACGAUGGUCCACGCUGCCUUUGCACAGGGAUACCAUAAGCAACUGGCUAUGAUGUUGGGAUUCUGUGCGGCCGAGGUGGUUGCUUUGGCGUUGAUUUGGGAAUGGCCCAUGAGGCGGUUAGAGUGA